GGAAGAUUGACUUCACACUGUGUUAGAAUUUUUUAACAGUCGCAUGGAUGCCCAAAGAAUGGAUGGUGGAUGGUCAGUCAAUGAAGUACUCCAAGUGGUAAUUGUAAACUGUCGAUCUUGGCGUGUUGAUGGGAUGAAGAUGUUUACUCAACUGCACUUCACAUAUGAACAAGAGAGUCACCCAGAGGAGUUCUUCAUCCCAUAUGUCUGGAAGCUAGUACUCUCCAAAUGUGAAUUUGAAUUCAAUGCAACAGCUAUAAAUUUGUUUCCAGCUGAUAUACCUACCAAAAAACUUGACAAUAAGGUGGAAGGAAAUACAUUCCAAAACAGUGACUUUGACGAAGUCUGAGUAUCAGCUUGAUCCGUUGCCAAGUACUCCAAUUCUGUUUGUGAAUAUUUGUAUAGAUAAAUUAGUUACAAAAAUGUAAUGUUCUCAUUCUUUUUUGUUCAUAAAUUUUGAGUGUAAUUGUUCACUCCUGAAGAUGAAAGUGGUUUGAGAUAUCCAUG
Messenger RNA from Vigna angularis (adzuki bean), 507 nucleotides. RefSeq lists its product as uncharacterized. The record is from RefSeq and is a predicted model, not a curated record. The transcript has 5 exons. Gene Ontology annotation, cellular component: Golgi apparatus. NCBI's taxonomy places the organism in Eukaryota, Viridiplantae, Streptophyta, Magnoliopsida, Fabales, Fabaceae. Gene Ontology annotation, biological process: Golgi organization. Bases 44 to 349 code for a protein of 101 amino acids.